UUCAAAAAGAAAGUGAAGUGAAAGAAAUGAAUUUACGAGAAUAGGUCGCAUAGAUUUUUGGUUGAUUUCCUUUUCACUUUGCUUUCAUAUUCUCAUUAAGAUCUAAUAAACUCGUGUUAUUUUGUAUUUCUGGUUAUACUUUGAUUCAGCGAGUCUCGGUGCCGUAACACCGAACACAAGAUAAGUACGAGAGUGAACAGCAUCUUAUUGAUUUUCUUCCUUGCAUAUGCUUUCAACCAACGCGAAGUGGUGUAAUUACAACUAGCGAAGAACUCAUGAUCUAAUUGGAAUACGCGUUCAUUUAUGUAAUAAGUCACAUAUCGUGUGACAUUUCUCCUAAUUCGGUGUAAACAGGAAUCAGUAAAAAUGAUGGCAAAUUCACUUGACACCGUAAACGCGAAUCAACCCACGCAAAAUGGUAGCAAGUUGCAGCCCUGCCAUAACGAGUCCAAGACAAAUCUCAUAGUGAAUUACUUACCACAAACGAUGACUCAGGAGGAGAUCAGAUCAUUAUUCUCAAGUGUUGGUGAAGUAGAAAGUUGCAAGCUCAUCAGGGACAAAGUGACAGUAUUCCCUGACCACAUCCUGAACGGACAGAGCCUGGGGUACGCUUUCGUCAAUUACCAUAAGGCAGAAGAUGCUGAGAAAGCUGUGAACACACUCAAUGGCUUGAGAUUACAGAACAAGAUCAUUAAAGUUUCUUAUGCUCGCCCAAGCUCUGAUGCGAUCAAAGGCGCCAACCUAUACGUGUCUGGUCUGCCUAAACACAUGACUCAACAAGAAUUGGAGAAGCUCUUCAGUCCAUUUGGCACAAUCAUCAGCUCACGCAUACUCCAUGAGAAUGUGAAUGUUGGUCACUUACUGCAGGGAGGUGGGGAUGAGCAGACGAUCCAAGGACCUUCAAGAGGAGUCGCUUUCAUACGCUAUGACCAGAGAACUGAAGCUGAAUGUGCUAUACGUGAGUUAAAUGGCUCUAUACCCCCAGGUGGCACACAACCCAUAACAGUUAAGUGUGCAAACAAUCCAAGCAAUCAGAACAAGGCCCUGGCCCCAUUAGCUGCUUACUUAGCCCCCACAGCUUCACGUCGGUUCGUCGGGCCUGCUGGCAAAGCUCUUCUCGCCAUCAACAAGGGUCUACAACGAUUUUCUCCCUUAGCUGAUCCCCUCAUCCAAGGUAAUGCUCUAGGAGGUUCAGGUUGGUGCAUCUUUGUCUACAACAUUGGUGCUGAUACAGAAGAAAGCAUCCUCUGGCAGCUCUUCGGCCCCUUUGGUGCUGUCCAAAGUGUGAAAAUCAUCAGAGAUCCAACCACCAACAAAUGCAAAGGGUAUGGUUUUGUAACAAUGACAAAUUAUGAUGAAGCUGUUGUUGCCAUCCAGUCGUUGAACGGAUACUCGCUCAAUGGCCAAGUACUGCAGGUCAGCUUCAAAACGAACAAAAGUAAAUCUUAAGCUUUGCAAAGUCUAGUCAAUAAAUUGUAGCUAAUUGCAAAAAUGUUGAUCAUUACUCUGUCAUGGUUUGACAUCAGGCACUUGAUUUAGUUUACGGAUUGAUUGUGAUGCGAAUCAUGACAUGAUUUGAACCAGUGUAAGAAGUACAAACCUACAACUAUCAUCACAUUAUUGCUACACUGAAAUAGGGAAUUUUUUUUUUGUAUUUACUAAAUGAGUGGCAACUUCAACUUAACUGUUUAAUAUUUAUGACUUACUAAUUUUGUGCCUGUACUCAUGAGAAGUAAAAGCGAGACGUGCAAUUAAUUUGUGCAGUUUAGUGCUUAUUAUGUGUGUUCCAAUAAAAAGAUUUUCAUGGACACGAAUUUUGCAUUUUGUUUAAAAAUACAAACAUUGGGUUUGCUCAAACAAGCCAAGAUUGUGUCAAUAGAUGCUGGAUGUCUGUUGAUGCGGAAAAAAUGCAUGUCUCGCUUUUCUUGAACAAUUGUUGUAAUAGAUGUUUUCUUAUCAUUUGCCCACUUAUUACGUAGGCAAUAAUAUUGACCUGAUUUUGUAUAGGAGCCAUACCUAUAGCGUAAUCCUUGAAAUAACACCAUUACUUGGUGUUAAUUUUCUCUUUUGAUAUAGGUUGUACGGUCUAAGUAAGACUAUAUAAUAUAAAGUUUUAUAAGGCCAACAGAAUUUCUAGUAGUUUUCUGGCAAUAACAUAUUUUUAAAGACAAACUACAGUGCAAUAAACUUUUUACUGUAAGUAAAAAUAAAAAAUAUAUAAUUGAAAGAUAUAUACAAUAUUAUGUAUAUUAAACCCAGUGCAAUUAUACCCCACAUCUAUAGUAUAUUGGAAAUACAGAAUAUUUAUUAUGUAUACACUUUUGCAACUACCAAAGAGUCAGAAUAUAUAAAAAUGUGACUGAUAAAAAUAACACUUGAUUGAAAUAAGUGACAUUUUGUGUGUAAUUCUUCCAUGCUGUAAAGAAAUAAAAGUUACUCCAUCUGACUGUUAAUCAAAUAAAUAUUUAAUAAUUUUGUUUACAUCUUUAUAAUUCUAAUUUUCGCCAAUAGUAUAUCUAACAGUCAUAGAAUUUGAAUACAAUUUGCAUUUAACUCAGGGUCAUGUAACUUGUUUAAGUAACUCUUGUAUCUUCCUACUCAUUAUGUAGGUAUUAGUAAAAGUUGUCCAGUUGUCUCUCUCGAGAUUAACUUAUGCACAAAGUCAUAAAUUAAUGUGAGUGUUUAACUUAAUCGUCAUUAAAUGUGUUUAUUUCAAUAAUCGUACGUAAAAUUUUGUACCUAUUUUUAAGACGCAAAUCCAUUAAUGGACAAAUUUGCGAAAAGACAUCGAAAAUUUGAAUAGUUUUAAAAUCAAAGUGAGAUGUUUUUCGAUAUAUUUGUUCUUUAAAUGUAUGUGCUUCUUAAGCUAUAUUAGUAAUAGUAAUAUUUACAUUAUUAUGUAUUCAAUAAUCUUCAUUAUUUUAGCUUGUUUCAAAUAUGGCACUGCUAACAUAUAGGGAUUCAAUUUAUUUACUAGCUGACGAGGCUUUUGCCGAUUUAACUAUUAAGUGUACAAUACUGUAUUCAAUAAUAAUUGUUGUAAUCUACUAAAUGUUUUACUGUUUAUCUUCCAACUUCAUGGAGUCCAGUUGAUACCCAUAUAGAAAUGGAGAUAAUUUAGGUACAAUUAAUUAUAUAAAUAAAAUAUUGAUUAUAUUAAAUAUGGCAGUGUCAUAAAAUAAUUUGAUUUAAAUGUUCCAAAUAAACGAAUCUCUCAGACUUACAACCACCUAAAUAUAAAAUCUCAAUCAAAAUUAUGAAGUUGAAAGGACCAUGACAAAAAUACUGUAACUAGAAUUGAUCAACAUUUUAUUGAACUAAAUUUUGUAUUGACUAAAAUAUUUGGGCGCACGAUUUACGGUGGAAGUCAAAUAAAGUAGUGUCCCAAGCAUUUCUCGUAUAUAUACUUAAAUGUCUCAAUUGUUAUACAUGUUUCAAUGAUAUCUUAUAAAACGCGAUGUGCAAAUGAGAAUAUUUGACUUCUACAACAUGAUAUUGUCUCUCUAAUUCUUUUAAUUGUAUAAUCACCUAUUUAUUAUUACAUUUAAGUAAUUUAUAAUUCAUUAUAUAAACAUAAUUUAUUGUCAUAAUCGUAAUAGAAAUAUAGAUUUCAUUUUGAUGUUAUAAUUAAUAUAUUGAAUAUUAGUGUAAGUUCAAAAUUAGUUGAGUAAAUGUACUCGAUAUCGAACAUUAUACCUAUCUCAUGAUUUGUAUUGUUCUGGGACUUGAAACUGGUACUUAUGGGUACUGGAAUAUUCUACCCGAAAUACCGGUAAUUCGUACCUAGAUAAUUAUAUACUUCUCAAAAUGUAUUCGGACGUUUUAAGAGCAUUAGUGGAUCAUUUCAGCAUUAGUGACAUUUGCUAUUGAAAUACUCUCAACUGAUCAAAAGUCGGUACCAAAUAAGUACCAGUACUUCUGUACCACCGGUCCCUAGAUGAUACCGGUUUUUCAAGUCCUGUUUGUUCCAGAUAUUUGUAUUGGUAGUAUCUAUAACUACAUAGUUAAAUUAUUCAUAGAUAACAAUAAAAUGCAUAUCAUAUAAAAGAACUACUGAGGUGUGAGAUUCUCAAAGUAGAUGGGCUUGUUAAUGCAUUUUGGAAUAAGUAUUUUCGUUUAAUGUCUAUAAUACUACUAAGGAUAAAUGUUUCAUUAAGAAUAAUCAUUAUUUAUUUAAAGUACUUAACUACACGGAACUAGUCAGUUAUAAUUUUGCGCAACAUAAAAUUUUAGGUAUAAUACUUAUUUAAGUAUUUAAAAAAAACUGUGUUCUCUAAUUUAAAAUGUAGCUUAGGGAUUUGAGUUUAAAUUAUGUUGGUGUGGUGUUUGGUUAACAUAAGUAUAACAUACCCUUAUGGAGCACACAUUACA
Molecule: messenger RNA, 4371 nt
Organism: Pectinophora gossypiella (pink bollworm)
Lineage: Eukaryota; Metazoa; Arthropoda; Insecta; Lepidoptera; Gelechiidae
Product: ELAV-like protein 1
Exons: 1
Coding region: 367-1449 (360 amino acids)
Cellular component (GO): ribonucleoprotein complex
Molecular function (GO): RNA binding
Source: RefSeq, a predicted model, not a curated record